Molecule: messenger RNA, 3352 nt
Organism: Polyodon spathula (Mississippi paddlefish)
Lineage: Eukaryota; Metazoa; Chordata; Actinopteri; Acipenseriformes; Polyodontidae
Product: tetraspanin-5-like
Exons: 10
Coding region: 244-1059 (271 amino acids)
Biological process (GO): protein maturation; protein localization to plasma membrane; regulation of vascular endothelial growth factor signaling pathway
Cellular component (GO): membrane
Source: RefSeq, a predicted model, not a curated record
UGCAAAGACUGUUCUUUCUGUUUUGUUUUCUUGACGUUGUGUCAGAUUCCAGUGACAAAUUAUGUCCUUUUUGUUAAAUACCGGGACCUGAAUACAGCUGUUCCAAAAUCUCACACUUUAAUCUUUAGUAGAUUGCUGUGGUCGGGCAACUGCUGGUUAUUCAUAUCUGCUCUUUUUUUUUAUUUGAGAGUUGUGUUUUAUUUCGGGGGGGGACGGACGGACGUAUGUUCAUUAAAUCUGAGCAUGUCAGGAAAACACUACAAAGGCCAUGAAGUCAGUUGCUGCAUCAAGUAUUUUAUAUUUGGAUUCAACAUUCUUUUUUGGUUGCUCGGAGUCGCCUUCCUUGGAAUUGGACUGUGGGCAUGGAGUGAAAAGGGUGUGCUGUCCAACAUCUCCUCCAUCACAGACAUGGGUGGCUUUGACCCAGUAUGGCUCUUUAUCGUGGUCGGGGGGGUGAUGUUCAUCCUGGGCUUUGCCGGCUGCAUCGGGGCCCUGAGAGAGAACACAUUUCUACUCAAGUUUUUCUCUGUUUUCUUGGGGAUUAUUUUCUUUCUGGAGCUGACUGCAGGGGUCCUGGCAUUUGUGUUCAAAGACUGGAUUAAAGAUCAACUCAGCUUCUUCAUAAACAACAACAUCAGGGCGUACCGUGAUGAUAUUGAUCUACAGAACCUCAUUGAUUUCACCCAGGAAUACUGGGAGUGCUGUGGUGCAUUUGGAGCCAACGACUGGAAUCUGAACAUUUACUUCAACUGCACAGAUACCAAUGCCAGCCGAGAACGAUGCGGCGUGCCUUUCUCCUGCUGCACCAACGACCCUGCAGAGGAUGUAAUAAACACCCAGUGUGGCUAUGACGUAAGAGCAAAACUGGAAUCUGAACAACAAAACUUUAUCUACAUCAAGGGCUGUGUACCACAGUUUGAGAAGUGGCUGAAAGACAAUUUAACAGUAGUAGCAGGGAUCUUUAUUGGAGUUGCAUUAUUGCAGAUUUUUGGGAUCUGCUUGGCACAGAAUCUAGUGAGCGACAUUGAGGCUGUACGGGCCAGCUGCUUGUUCACCUGACGUAGAAUCCCACCAUGAACCUUGAAAACAAGGUCUCUUCAAGCAUGACAAAGCUUUCCAGGCCAUAGAAAUGUCAAGUUCCACAAAUUGAAAACUGUAAAAAGGAAAGUCUGCACUAUUGUUUUACUAUAUGUAUAUAUACUUUUGUAGAAGUUACAUGAUGCCAGUUUUUGAUGACUUUAUAUCAGUGUAUAACACAUUCUGUAACCAAUGUAAAGUCUGUACAUGCACUGCAUGUCUAAAAAACCUUGCCUUUUUUUCCUUGUGUAUUCAAUGACCAAAAAAAAGACUAGUCCCUUACACGUGUCGCCUUUAAGGAUAUCAAAGCAUUUAUAUUUAUCAAGUACCGGUUUACUUACCUUGCCUUUUACCUUGUAAAUGAGUUCCCACCGAUGUCAUGAAGUAUACUGAAUCUUUAUGCUUUCAAGAAGUAAAAUAUAAUCUUAUGUGACAAGUCACAUGUAGAUUGAACCUUGUAUUUGAUUUAGUUUCAGCACCAUUACUUCACCAGCAAGACAGCUUAGUACAGCUAUUUGUAACCCAGGGCACCUGCAGUACUCCUCUCUUUAGCUGCUGCAUUGCAAACCUUUGCAUGCUUGGGGCUGAAGAGCAUCAGCAUUCUCUUUUUUGUCUGCCUCCCUUUGUCCCACCUCCUGGCAUUUUGUAGUCUGGCCUGGCUUUGCAGUUUAGGUUCUCCAUAAAUUAGAUGCCCGGCCCAGCAACUGAGCAGCACGUUUUUCAUUUAUUGGCAAAAUAAAUUACAACAAUUUCUUUCCUGUGGGGUCCUAAUUUUAUCUUAACAUUUGCAAAUGUGAAGGUCAAUGACAGGUGACAAACGCCUUGAAACAAAUAAAGCAGUGCUCUGUAAGGCCUGUGAGGAAAAUCUCACCUGAAGCCUGGCAGCACCAUGCUCGACUGCUGUCAUUCACCUUUCAGGAAUACUAGGUUGACAAGCACCCAAAAACAAAUGAAGAAAAGUAAACCGAAGCCCUAAAAGCAAAACCCAUCAACAUUAAGUAUACCUACAUAUUCUCAAAAGGGUAACUAAACUGUCUAUUCUUUAGGUUAAAAUUGAACCAUUUGAGCAUCUUCUGGGAACCAGAAUGAUACAUUAGCUUUAAAUAUGCUUCCGAAACAGGGAAUACAUUGUAAAUGAUGCUAUAACCAAAAGGUCCCUCUAAGAGAUGAUGUGUAUUGAGGAAGGCAAAGUUACCUUUUACUGUAAUUGAGAAUAGGUUGCCUAAUAGAAUUGUUUGGUUUUUGAACUUUGCAAAUGGUAAUCCACUUUGUUACUAACAUUUCAGUAUAAUUUAAAAGCAUUUGAGAUCAGUAUUCACAAUCUAAAAAUGUUAUGACCUAUGUGAGAGAACUGGAGUUUUAUGCUGUUACCAUCCCAUUAUGUUAAGCAAACUGUAUUUUUAUUUUUUUUUCUUGUUAUGCCGUAUAAUGUGUUCCCUUAUGUAAAUCCUCUUAUAUAUGCAGGUUUUGAUGGCUAACAAAACAUGUUUUAUUAAAACAAAAGUGGUGUGUUAAUGGAAUGUACUUUUUAUUUCUGAUCAUGAUCCGAUUCAGUGUUUAUAACAACUGUAACUUGUGUUUUGACCGCAUGUUGAUUUCACGUAGAUUCAAUAACCCGUGUGCAAUGACAAGCAUUCGGUGAUAGUCAGAUGUGUGUAUGAGUGGAUCUGAAUACUGAGUCCUCACAGGCCUGGUAUAGUACUCACCUGACAAGAUUCUUACAUCUGCAAACAUAGUAGAACCAGAACAGAAGACAAAAACUUACACAAAAAAAAAAAAUUGUUUGACUACUUUAUUGUAUAAUUUUAGGAACUGUGAUUAGUUUUUUGACAUUUCAAAAAGAGCAAGGCCAGUGAAAGGGGGCAGAGGUGCAAUGCGGUACUUUUCCAGAUGAGGGCUCUAUUGGAGCUCUUAAAGUGCACAAUCAUAAUCAUACUCCCUGCCUCCUCUGCCUGUUCUCUAGGUUAUAGGCACUACAUCCCUAUGUGGAUUAGACGUGGACAGCCUGCGAGCAAUGUGGCUAAACACUGUUACAUCAUCAACUGGACUACAACAUGCACAUCUUACUAUGUGGCAUUCAAGCAACAAAGGAAGAGUUGGACACUUGAUGGGAUGGGAUUGUUUUUUUUUUUGUUGUUGUUUUGGCAGAUUCAUAUCACAGCAAUGGUCUAAAAAGUUACAUUUUAAAAUUUAUGAAUGUUACCUACAGUAUAUUUUUUGUUUUUGUUUGAGUUAACUGCGCAGACCUGUUUAUGCAUGCACAAGUUAUAUAAAG